AACCACAACCUUCAUGAUCAACAAUAAAAUAUUAUUAACAGCGGCACUUGCAGGUACAGCUAUUGGCUUACCUUCAAAGAGCAAUGGAUACGCGUCAUCUCUCGAUUACGUCGAUAGUGGACUCUCACAGUUCCAAUCUACUGUAGAGUCCAUAGUACAAUCCAUUGGUUUGAAAUGGUUUGAUAACAACGCUCACAAUAGCCCAAUCAGUGCUGAUGAGCUCGUUAUUGAUGAUAUCAAGUACAAGGUUUUAAAACACGAUCAGUUCCCAGAUCAUCGUAUCAGACUUUCAGAGCCAAAGCUUUGCGAUGCAGGCGUCCAGCAAUACUCAGGAUAUGUUGAUAUCUCGGAUUCCAGAAGCUUGUUCUUUUGGUUCUUUGAAUCACGCUCAGAUCCAAAGAGUGACCCAUUCGUUAUGUGGUUAAAUGGUGGACCUGGAUGUUCAUCAUCUACCGGUUUGUUGACCGAGCUUGGUCCAUGUUCUGUCGCUCAUGGAGGAAAGGAUACAGAAUAUAAUAAGCACUCUUGGAAUAAUAACGCCAAUUUGCUGUUCCUUGAUCAACCUAUAAACGUUGGCUAUUCUUAUUCAGAUAGUGACUCGGUCAACACAACACCAGUCGCAGCUGAUGAUGUUUACGCCUUCCUCCAGAUUUUCUUCAAACAUUAUGAUGACUACGCCAAGCUUCCUUUCUCUAUCGCAGCUGAAUCUUAUGGUGGUCGUUAUGCUCCCCUUAUCGCUGACGUUAUCAACAAUCACAAUCAAAUUGAUAAAAGUGUCUACAUGAAGCAAGGCGCAGAAGAUAACUUCUUACACAUUAAUUUAGAAUCAAUUUUAUUAGGAAAUGGUUUAACAGACCCAAAAAUUCAAUUCCCAGCAGUUUACGAUUACGCUUGCCAUGGUCCAUAUAAAAUCUUUGAUCCAGAAGGUGGUGAAUGUGCCAAUUUGAAAUCUAAAGCAAACACAUGUGAAAGACUCAUUGACACUUGCUACAAGACUGACAGUCGUUUCACUUGUUUACCUGCCGCACUUUACUGCUGGUCAGGAAUGUACGGUGGUUUCCAACAACUUGGUUUAAACCCAUACGAUGUUCGUAAAACCUGCGAUCGUAAAAAGGAUGGUGAUCUUUGUUAUAAACAAAUGGGUUGGAUCGAAACUUAUCUUAAUCAACCAGAAGUUAAGAAGGAACUUGGUGUACCAAAAUUCGUUGAGUUCGAAUCAUGCAACUUUGAUGUGAACAGAUCAUUCAUGGGUCAAGGUGAUUCAAUGCAUAACUCAGCCGACCCAACUAUACCUAACUUACUUGACUCUGGUGUUCGCGUUCUCGUUUAUGCAGGUAAAGCUGACUUCAUGUGCAACUACAUCGGUAAUAAGAAAUGGGUUGAGCAAUUACCACAUGAGCUUGGUCAAGAAAUUGCUGCAUCAAAUGAUGAGACAUGGAUUGUCGACGGAAAUAAAGCAGGUGCAUUCAAGAUCGCUCAAAAUGAUAAAGCUGUAUUACAAUUCGUUGAGAUCGAAGGUGCUGGACACAUGGUACCACUUGACCGUGGUCAUGAAGCACUCGCAUUAUUCAAUGGUUGGGUACACGGAAACGGACUUAACAGCACAGUUAUUUGAGCAUGUAUGAAAUCAUAAAUGUAGUUGAACAA
Messenger RNA from Wallemia mellicola CBS 633.66, 1647 nucleotides. RefSeq names its product peptidase S10, serine carboxypeptidase. The record is from RefSeq and is a predicted model, not a curated record. Gene Ontology annotation, biological process: proteolysis. The transcript is spliced from 4 exons. Gene Ontology annotation, molecular function: serine-type carboxypeptidase activity. Bases 14 to 1615 code for a protein of 533 amino acids. NCBI's taxonomy places the organism in Eukaryota, Fungi, Basidiomycota, Wallemiomycetes, Wallemiales, Wallemiaceae. Gene Ontology annotation, cellular component: fungal-type vacuole.